Bacillus rossius redtenbacheri is the source of this 7092-nucleotide messenger RNA. Its product is annotated as vesicle-fusing ATPase 1-like. The transcript is spliced from 15 exons. The record is from RefSeq and is a predicted model, not a curated record. Bases 118 to 2385 code for a protein of 755 amino acids. Gene Ontology annotation, cellular component: Golgi stack. Gene Ontology annotation, biological process: SNARE complex disassembly; intra-Golgi vesicle-mediated transport; Golgi to plasma membrane protein transport. Gene Ontology annotation, molecular function: ATP hydrolysis activity; ATP binding. Lineage: Eukaryota; Metazoa; Arthropoda; Insecta; Phasmatodea; Bacillidae.
AUUGUCUAUGGAGAAAUCUGUCUGCUCUCUGCAGUGAGCCGAGUAUUGACGUUUGCGGAAAGUUAAUCGCAGUCGUGGAAAAUUGGUUAGCUUUAACUGUUAGAAUCUCUUACAGGAAUGUCAGGCGUACAACCAGUUCAACACAUGAAGGUUUCAAGGUGUCCAACAGAUGAACUGACUUUAACAAACUGCGCUGUUGUGAACAGGGCAGAUUUUUUGGAUGAUGUUAGGCACGUCGAGGUGACGACGGGCCCGUCGCAGCACUUCGUGUUCAGCAUCAAGUUCCACUCGGAUGUGCCGCGCGGCACGGUGGCGUUCAGCCUGCUGCAGCGCAAGUGGGCCACGCUCUCCAUCAACCAGGACAUCGAGGUGAAGCCGUACAACUUCGACCCCUCGUCGAGCAACGAGUGCCUCUGCUCCAUCGUGCUGGAGGUCGACUUCAUGCAGAAGAAGACGACCACCCUGGAUCCGUACGACACGGACCUCAUGGCCAAGGAGUUCCUGUUCCAGUUCUCCGGCCAGGCGUUCACGGUCGGACAGCUGCUGGCCUUCAGCUUCAGCAAGGACAAGAGGACGCUCGGCCUGGUCGUCAAGAGUCUCGAAGCCGCCGACUUGAACGCCAUCAAGUCGGGCCAGACCGCCAAGCCGAAGAAGACGAGGAUGGGCAGAUGUCUUGGCGACACGAUGAUCCAGUUCGAGAAAGCAGAAACUUCAUCGAUUAAUUUGGUGGGCAAAUCUAAAGGGAAACUGGCGCCUCGCCAGUCGAUCAUCAACCCUGAGUGGAACUUCCAGCAGAUGGGCAUCGGCGGUCUGGACAAGGAGUUCAACGCCAUCUUCAGGCGGGCCUUUGCAUCGCGUGUCUUCCCUCCGGAGGUCGUGGAGCAGCUGGGGUGCAAGCACGUGAAGGGCAUCCUGUUGUACGGGCCGCCGGGCACGGGCAAGACCCUCAUGGCCCGCCAGAUCGGGAAGAUGCUGAACGCCAGGGAGCCCAAGAUAGUGAACGGCCCGCAGAUACUGGACAAGUACGUGGGCGAGUCCGAGGCCAACGUCCGGCGGCUGUUCGCCGACGCCGAGGAGGAGGAGAAGCGGCUGGGGCCCAACAGCGGGCUGCACAUCAUCAUAUUCGACGAGAUAGACGCCAUCUGCAAGUCGCGGGGCUCGGUGGCGGGCAACACAGGGGUGCACGACACGGUCGUCAACCAGCUGCUGGCCAAGAUAGACGGCGUGGAGCAGCUCAACAACAUCCUGGUGAUCGGCAUGACCAAUCGCCGGGACAUGAUUGACGAGGCCCUGCUGCGGCCGGGCAGGCUGGAGGUUCAAAUGGAAAUUGGGUUGCCAAAUGAAGAGGGACGAUUGCAGAUAUUAAAUAUUCAUUUAUCACGGAUGAAGGAGCACAAAAAGCUGAAUCAGGAUGUGGACACGAAAGAGCUGGCGACGCGGACCAAGAACUUCAGCGGGGCGGAGCUGGAGGGGCUGGUGCGGGCGGCCCAGUCCACCGCCAUGAACCGCCUCAUCAAGGCCGCCAGCAAGGUGGAGGUGGACCCCGAGGCCAUGGAGAAGCUGAACGUGACGCGCGAGGACUUCCUGCACGCGCUGGAGCACGACAUCAAGCCGGCGUUCGGGUCGAGCUCGGAGCUGCUGGAGCACUUCAUGGGGCGCGGCGUCAUCAACUGGGGGACUCCAGUCAGCUCCCUGCUGGAGGACGGGAUGCUGCUGAUCCAGCAGGCGCGCGCCACGGACGCCUCGGGCCUGGUCUCCGUGCUGCUGGAGGGCCCGCCCAACUCGGGCAAGACCGCGCUCGCUGCCCAGCUCGCCAAGAACUCAGAGUUCCCCUUCGUGAAGGUCUGCACCCCGGAGGACAUGGUCGGCUUCACGGAGUCCUCCAAGUGCCUGCAGAUCAGGAAGGUGUUCGACGACGCCUACCGCUCGCAGCUGAGCUGCAUCCUCGUGGACAACAUAGAGCGCCUGCUGGACUACGGCCCCAUCGGCCCGCGCUACUCCAACCUCACGCUGCAGGCCCUCCUGGUGCUGCUGAAGAAGGAGCCGCCCCGCGGCCGCAAGCUGCUCAUCCUCUGCACCAGCAGCCGCAGGCAAGUUCUGGAGGAGAUGGAGAUGAUGUCUGCGUUCACGGCGGUCCUGCACGUCCCCAACAUCUCGAAGCCGGAGCACCUGCUGGCCGUGCUCGAAGAGUCGGACGUGUUCGACAAGAAGGACAUCGCCAAGAUCAGCCGCAAGAUCCAGGGGCAGAGGUUGUUCAUCGGCGUCAAGAAGCUGCUGGCGCUGAUCGACAUGGCCCGCCAGACGGAGGAGGAGUACCGGGUCAUCAAGUUCCUGUCGAAGCUGGAGGAGGAGGGAGCGCUAGACAUGGGCUCCACCAUGAAGUAGACGCCAGCACACCUCCCGAGUUCCAGAGUUCUGCAGGUAGAGAACCAUUUGGGCGACUCCGCUAUCCUGCGCUCCAUGCGACUGUGAGCAUGUACGUGCAUAGCCGCCGUGAUCUCGGAUGUCGGCGGCACGGCAAGACAUCAGUAGUAUUGCAUACCCGUAUCUGUCGUAAUCUGCGCUCCCUUUACGGGUAGUAUUUAUUGUUUGUAAUGUUGUACAUUCUGUAUAUUACAGACAUUAUUGUCUGUGUAAAUAUUCAUUCUUUGCAGAUUUAUUUUUCUCGUACUUUGUGCAGUAAGUAGGGAUUUUCUGUUGGAUGCAGAGUUUUGAAGCUGUUUUGUAUGUUCAGAUGUCUUAAAUCAUAGCGACACAAAGGAACCCUUCUGCUGGUGGAAGAUAGGUAAUCAAGUACUUAGUUUUUGAUUUGGAAGUACUAAUGUGAUAAAGUUUAGUGUCUUCUUAAAAUGUCUGAUUAGUCAAAAUAAUGUCUUAAAGGUUCAUAUUUUCUACCAGUCUUAUUUUAGUUUAUUCAAACCUUAAUAAAUAUUUGAAAAUUUGUAAGCUGCAAGUAAAAUAGGCAGUGUUUGUGUUAAUUUGACAUUUUGCCAUCACCAUCUACACGCUGAUUAUUAAACACUCAAACUCAAGACUGCCAUAAAUGACAAAUUCUUAUUGGCUGGAAUUAAGAUUUAUAAGAAACACUAAUGAUAUUAUUAACAAUUCAUUAAAACCUUUUUCCCCCCUUUCCCAAUAUCAGUGAUAUAUUGAGAAGGUAUAAAUUUUCAUGAUUAUAAAUUUUACUUUACUUCAUAAGUACAUAUGUAAUGUAUUUCUACAUCAUGACAAUUGAAUUAAUUUUGUAAACAUUUUUAUAUUGUCUAGUUGCUCAUGAUGUCUUUCUAAAUGCCAGUCAAGUCCUUGAAGAAUUAUUGUUUGAUAAUAACUUUUUAUUAUGCAGAAGGCAGUGGUGUGCCAUCGCUGUAUCAUCCUGUCUCGAGAACUUGGGGCGUAUCGCAAUGUCCACUGCCGUGGUAUCUCACUCCUGGUUGAUCAGUCGUGAUGUGUCUUCGUUGCUCUUGUCUUUAUUCAAACAAAAAGGCUAAUUAUGAGCGUACUCUUAACAGUUGUGACAAUGAUAAUUUUUUGUCCUCCCACCCUUUUGAUUUAUUUUAUUAUUUUAUUUUUUUCUCAACAUAUCCUGAAGUUUGUGUUCUCAAUCUGGCAUGAACGGGAAGGUGGUUGCUUCAUGCCUCUUGUCGCAGCUAAAGUAGGAAGUCUCAAACUGUCACCUACAAUAUAUUUUAUGGUUCGGUUUGUACAGUGAUGGUAUACAAAGAUCCUAACAAACAAAAAUUGUAAGAAUGUUGUAACAAUUAUUAUGAAAUGUAUUGAGUGAAAUUAGUUAGUUUUGAGGUUGCAAUUUUCAAAUGUUUCUCAAAUUUCAAAAUAGUUUUACAUUUUUGAAUUUGCAGUUUCAGAAGGUUGGUAUCAAAGCAUUCACUCCUCUGCAUUCAACAACUACUUAAAAGAACCGAUUAGAGUGUAACUUCAAAUUUCAUUAAUGUUUUUCUUGUUAAAGUUUUCAUUAGUGGAAAAAGUGGCAAUUAAUUUACUUCGCCAGCGAAGUAUCUAAAGGAUUUUAACAUUAAUACAAUGUUGCAACAAGACAUUCUUCCAUUCUGUCGUAAAGCUAGUUGUGAUAGUGUAACAUCUUUAUGGAGCAUUCCUGUUCAAAGCUCUAACAUGAAUACAGAUUUCUUCCUGUGUGUUAAUCUCUAAACAAAGUGAAGUAUAAUUGGUGAACAAAUUAUUUGGUAGCUUGGCACUCAUGUGUUUGUGGAAUGUGCACCUAAAUGUCUAAAUAGGAAAAGCCUUGUUUUUGUUUCGAUUUAAAUUCUAUACAUGUUGCAAUCUAAUCCUUUAAAUACUGUCUUGCAAUAAAGCAUAGUAUAUAAGGUACAAAAUAGAAGUUGUUGAUGUAUACCAUACAGUAUAUUGUCUCUGUGUAUUGUGAGUCCCUAUGUCUGGUGGUUUUUUAAAGCCAAUUUUGUUUCACCAGUAGUUAUUAUAAAAGCACAAAAAUUAUUUGCUGAAAAUAAAUUUAUAAUUGACCACAAAUUGUAAGUUAAUGUAAAUGUUCUGUAAUUUACGUAGAUAUUUAUUAGUUCUAAAAAGUUUUCUAUAAAAAAAAUUGAAAUGUUUGUAAAGAGUAACAUAAUGUUUACCAAAAGAAACAACAUUCCUGUAGUUGACAUACCAGUUAUGUUAUCGGAGAACGAAGUUGCAUUUAUAGAGCUAGGUUGAAAAUAUAGGUUAGCUAAAAGUUCUCCAGAGUUAUUUUUUAAUGACUGGAUGAUUGAUUGAAGUUUGUAUGCAUCGUGUGAAUAACAAUUGUGUGCUUGUGUCCAUAUUAAGUAAGUGUGAGAUGUAUGGCAGAUAUACUCAUGUAGUCUCAUGGAUGCAUGCAGUUCAGUGUAUAGUGUAUAAUAUUGUCAUUCCAUUCAUACUUGUUAUGAAGAGAAACGAUUGAAACCUAAUAAUGUGCAAGUUUGGGAACCGUGCCUCUAGUGGUGUGGAGACUGAAUCAAAUAAAGUAGAAUUAAUUUUUUAACUGUGAUAUUUUAAUAUUUUUAUUUGUUUAUGUUUUAUUUGUUGCACCAGUUUCGUUUAUUUAUUUCACCUAUCUUACUUUGACUUUGGCUAAAUAUCUUUCUGGUGUAAAUAGUUAUAAAUGCUAUUGGGGGUAAAUUCUUAGGUAUAAGUAUAACUAUAGGAGUAUGUUAGUAUAUGCAUUGGUAAAAUAUUUUGUACAGUUCUUAUAAAAGGGCCAAAAGAAAACAAUAAAAAUAUUUGUGUUGUGUUUUUUGGGAAUGUGUUGAUCUAAGCAUAUGUCACUGUUUGGUUUGUUUGGUUGUAUAUAGCUAGUUAUCAUUUCACAUUAUUAACUGUCAGACUAGGUAUCCAUGACAUGCUAAUGUUGGUAACAUUUUGUUGCUGUCUAUGCAAACUUGAGUUAUGGCUACAUUCAAACCUGUCCAACAACUUGGACUUAAAAUAUUUACGAAAUAUCAGUCUAAGCAUUUCACAGUUGUUUAAUGUAAAUGUGAAAACUAGGCAGUACCAUCUUCUGUUUAGUUGCAAUCAAAUGAAGCACUCUGGUAAGUUAAUUUUCAUAGUGAACUGUGUUUUUUAGUUGAGUGUGUUGCACUCAGUCAACACUUGAACAUUCCCUGUCAUACUCUUUACCUUUUCUCUCCCUCCAACUUUCUCUUUCCCUUCCCCUCACUUCUUAUCCUUUGUAGAACCAUUAAAUAGUUAGUAAACUCUUUAAAUUUGGGAAUCUGAACAGUAUUCUUACAUUUAUUUGUAAACAAGCUGUUAGUGAUGGUUGGCAUUGAGUUCACUGUUAGUUGAAAAAUUGAAAUUUAAACUGGUGAUUUCAGAUUCUGAGAUAUGAAGUAUCAUCUACCUGAAUAUUAAAAGUAUUGGAAUUUAUAAUGAAAGGUGGCUUCACUACAUGCAUUGACAAUUUGUUUUUUUGUUUUUAAACAAAAUGAAGAAUGCUGGCUUAGGAAUAGUUCAGCAGUAUCUUGAGUAUAGAUGACUGCAAACUGCUGUACAGUUUUAUGUCAUAUGAAAUUUUAUUGUAUGGCAUGGAAUGAAUGUGAGUAAGAUGCAGUUUGUUUUUUUGCGUGGAUGUCAUAAGCAACAUCCAUUGUCGAGGCUCUGCAAGUUGUUGAAGACAUUCGUCCUUUGUCUCGGGCGACCUUGAAAGCAUUACAGAUUUAUCAGUGCAAUUCCAGUCGCAGUAAACUUAUGUGGGCGUUACUAUUUGCUGGUAUUAUUUUCAUGAGUUGUAGGUAUUUGUUUUUGUGAUGGAUAAAUUUAAUGACUGAAUUAAAACAAUUUGUUUCAUUCUGUCGUCACUUGAUUAUUGAGCACGUGUGCUGUUUAAGUGCUUUGAACCACCUGUUUUGAAUGGACUGAGCAUGUGUGUGUUGGACCUUGAUUGGCUAACAGUUGUAUUGAUGUGUUUGUUCUCGUAUGACACAUCUACUCUUCAGCUUCAGCUUGGGAAGGCCUGUAAGUAUAAACCCUGUGAUUUCACAGCAUUUGUUUACGUGUUUCUCUUGCGUCCUAGGACGGUGGUCUGUUGAACAUGCCUUAGAUGCUACGAGCCUUUGGCAAAAUUUCCCCGAGUGUGUCUUUGAUGAGCAAGCAACGUAGGGAAGAAUCAGCCAAUAAGGUCAUGCUUACCAGACUAAGUCCAGCUUGCCGCUGUAAUAUAGAGUGGGAUUGUUGCUUCAAUAACCUGUAUUUCAAAUCCUGAGUAGGGUUUACUUGGAAGCCUUACAUUUGCUCUUGAGUUUGAGGGUCAUAGGCCAGGUAUGACAAGCAACUUGCGACCCUGAAGUAGUCGACCAAUGAGAAGCACAGGCACUCGGGUGUACGACGCUCUGAGAAGUGUUGCCUGUCUGCAAAUGAAUCCACAAAUCCCCAGGUUCCAAUUAAUAAUUGAAUUUAUAAAUUAAAAAUGAUGCAUUGCAUAUAAGUGAGCAGUUCAUGUAUAUAAAGUUUGCUGUUUGUAAAUAGUGAAGUUGAAGAGUUUCACUGUGUGUAUAGCAGUUGUAAUUAUGUAACUGAUGUUAUGUUUUCAAUCUUUGUUAAUGAUCUUGUUGCACCAUUAAAACCAAUCACUUUUGUGGA